Rhodamnia argentea is the source of this 1732-nucleotide messenger RNA. Its product is annotated as protein ALP1-like. The record is from RefSeq and is a predicted model, not a curated record. Lineage: Eukaryota; Viridiplantae; Streptophyta; Magnoliopsida; Myrtales; Myrtaceae. The coding region runs from base 71 to 1645 and encodes 524 amino acids. The transcript has a single exon.
CUCCUCCAAUUCAAACCAACCCGAAGCGUUCACAUUCCCCCCCGUUCAGACCACAUCUUCCACCCGGUUGAUGGAGCUCACUCCAUUCCCAUUUCUCAACCAGGAGAUUCACGACGACCUCUCCCUCUUCUCCAAUUUCUUUUUCCCCGACAUGGCCGACUACCCCCCGGAGGCCGGAGACGGCUCCUCGUUCGGCUCCGGCGGGAGCGUCAAUCAACCGUUUAGGCGACUGGGGAAGGAGGAGGAGGGAGAAGAAGAAGGAGAGCCAGCCUCGGGCGGUGGUGAUGGCAAUGGCGGAGGCGGAGGUGGCGGCGGGUCGGUGGGAGAUGUCGUGACCUCGUUCGUUUUGCUCGAGGAGGAAGAGAAGCGCGAGAGGGAGAGCUUCUUCCUCGAGACGCUGCAAGGAAAUGCCUCACUGGAAUCGAACUCCGAUAUGGAGCUCCGAGCGAUGGGCGAUUACUACUGCCACCUCCAGGCGCAUUACGACGUCUCGAACGAGCUCGAGAUGAGGAAGAACAAGCGCGCCAGGCAGUCGGGCGCCACGGCUGAGGAGGGCGGUGAGCCCUCGGCGAGCGUGGGCCAGCAGCGGCGGCUUUGGGUGAAGGACCGGUCCAAGGAUUGGUGGGAGCGGUGCAGCAGCCCCGAGUUCCCCGAGGAGGAGUUCCUGCGCGAGUUCCGGAUGAGCAAGGCCACGUUCGACUUCAUCUGCAGCGAGCUCGACGCGGCUGUCACGAAGAAGAACACGAUGCUGCGGGACGCGAUCCCCGUGCGGCAGCGCGUGGCUGUGUGCGUGUGGCGGCUUGCGACGGGGGAGCCACUCCGCCUCGUGUCAAAGCGGUUCGGCCUCGGCAUCUCCACUUGCCACAAGCUCGUCCUCGAGGUCUGCACCGCCAUCCGCAACGUCCUCAUGCCGAAGUUCCUCCAGUGGCCCGACGAGCGCCGGCUUGCAGAGAUCAAGGACGAGUUCGAGGCCGCGUCGGGCAUCCCGCGUGUGUGCGGGGCAAUGUACACGACCCAUGUGCCAAUCAUCGCCCCGAAGAUCAGCGUUGCCUCGUACCUGAACAGGCGGCACACAGAGAGGAACCAGAAGACGACGUACUCGAUCACGGUCCAGGGCGUGGUCGACCCGCGGGGCGUGUUCACGGACGUGUGCAUCGGGUGGCCCGGGUCGAUGCCAGACGACCAGGUCCUCGAGAAGUCGGCCUUGUUCCAAAGGGCCGGCAAGGGGCUAUUGAAGGACGUGUGGAUCGUCGGGAACGCGGGGCACCCGCUAAUGGACUGGGUCCUGGCGCCCUAUACGCACCAGAACAUAACGUGGACGCAGCACGCGUUCAACCAGAAGCUCGCGGAGGUCCAGGGCGUGGCGCGGGAGGCGUUCGCACGGCUCAAGGGGAGGUGGGCGUGCCUGCAGAAGCGGACGGAGGUGAAGCUGCAGGACCUGCCGGUGGUGCUCGGGGCAUGCUGCGUGCUGCACAACAUCUGCGAGGCGAGGAACGAGGCCGUGGAUCCGGAGCUGAGGUUCGAGAUCUUCGACGACGAGAUGGUGCCGGAGAACCCCAUCCGGUCGGCCAAUGCCGUGCACGCCCGGGAUCAGAUUGCUCACAAUUUGUUGCACCAUGGGCUCGCCGGCACUUCUUUUCUAUAGCCCUUUUUGGAGUUCGGGUUUUUCCUUUUUUUCUUUUUGGCUUCAUAGGUUUCUGAUUUUGAUCGACGAUAUUCAUUAUAUUUUGGA